UACUAUUGUGAUCUAUUUUUUUUUUAAGAAGAAGAGGUUGUUACAUCUGAUACCGAAGUAAAAAACAUCGAGAUGAGUUUAUAUAAAAGUGCACAAUUUUCAAUAAAUUUAAAUCAGAAAAGAUGGCAUAUAAUAUCAGCAUACUCAACAGCGGUAACUAAGAAAGCACAGGCACAAGCACAACGAAAUGUGACCGAUGUGGGAAAAUCUUUGGCUUGCAAAGGGUUCCUACGGUCACACAAGCCAUAUCAUCCACCUCAAAAUGUUCCGGACAAAUUACGGUCAAUAUGUAACAAUCUAAAAAUAUCCUUCGCAAGCGAUUAUAAAUUAGAAAAUUUAGAAGAAAAAUUUAAAGUUUUAGAUGCUUGUUUUCAAGAUUUUCAACAUAGCGUUCCAAAUUCACAGGUUCAUGAAUUGCAAAGUAUAGGUGAUGUAGUCAAAUUUUACGAGACCUCUGUGAACACCACUGUACCUUAUGAUGCUCUAAAGAAUGCCAAACUUCCAGAAAAUUUACAUAUACAACAUGAUUACGUACGUUUUAAUCCUGACACCGAUUCAAAGUUUAAUGGUCAGACCGCAUUCCCAAAGAGUUCGACUCUUGUAACGGGUUUAAAGUAUCGAGGCAAAUAUGAAGGUUAUAAUGCAAAACGCUCUUGGCCAUAAGUUGGUUAUUUUAAUUUUGCAAAGUUGUUAUAAUAUGAUUGAAUUGGUUAAAUAUAAUAAACUUAUAUUAUGCUAAUA
Bactrocera neohumeralis is the source of this 741-nucleotide messenger RNA. RefSeq names its product 39S ribosomal protein L50, mitochondrial (gene mRpL50). Gene Ontology annotation, cellular component: mitochondrion; mitochondrial large ribosomal subunit. The record is from RefSeq and is a predicted model, not a curated record. Lineage: Eukaryota; Metazoa; Arthropoda; Insecta; Diptera; Tephritidae. Bases 73 to 663 code for a protein of 196 amino acids. The transcript is spliced from 4 exons.